GAAACCCAUAAGAUAGAGUUGUAAGAAGAACUGAAUGAAUCUAAAGCGAACAUUAUAAAACAUAGCUAUGCCUAAGAAAGCAAAAACGUCAAAACGUACUAAAGAAAUUUCACCCAGUUUUCCUCUUAAGUAUGAUUUAAAAGCAGCUACAGAGGGUAUAUCUUCUGCUUUAAAUCUUACAUCUAACUCUUCUGCAUUACGUCGGCAGCAACAUCGGGAAAGGUUGAACGAUCUUAUAGAAAGUGUGCUGACAAUGGAAUCAGAUAAUUUUAUCCACCAAAAUUCGAGUGAAUUGCAAUUAGACAAUUUUCCUAUACUGCAAGUGGGUUUUGUUGCCCGUGCUUUGGGGCUAAACCUUACCGAUAAGCAGAUAGAGCAUAUCAUUGAGCUUAUUCAAGAUAGUAAUUUUUCGACUGAGUAUGUUAGUCGAAAACUUCUAGAGGAAGUAAUUCUGGAGGCCUUGGCGACGGGUAUACUUGGUGGACCAGUUCUGGUAGAGAAGGGAAUUGUGAAGGAACUUAAGCACCCACCAACUUGCUGCAUUCGAGAAGAUGAGGAAAGAAUUUUCCAAGCCUUUUGUACUCUGGAUUCACAAAAGAAAGGGUAUCUUGAAGACAGGGAAUUGAGAGCGCUCUUAGAGUCAAAGGGAGAGAUAAUGUCUACUAAAGAGAUUGAUACCAUGCUUACUGCCCUGGUGGAUAAGGAAGGUGGGUUGAUUGACUAUAAAGAGUUAGCUAGUAUUCUUGCACACGAGUGAAAAAAGAGCAAUACUAAUAAACAUGUGCUAACUAGCACAACUUAUUUCUUUGCAUUGUCAAAGGGGAAAAGACAUGAUCAAAAAGUACAAGAUGACGUAUUUAGAUUCCCUUGUCUUUUAAACUUGCUUGUUGACAGAAUCUCAUCCCUUUUCUGUACAUUUGUCAUAUGUAUAUAACUGAGAUACAACGCCUGUGAAUUUACCCUUCGUUUGGAAUGUAAAAAUAUCACAAAAAGUUGAACUAAACAUCCCAACAAGCGAAGUGGGAUGAUGAA
Molecule: messenger RNA, 1032 nt
Organism: Phytomonas sp. Hart1
Lineage: Eukaryota; Euglenozoa; Kinetoplastea; Trypanosomatida; Trypanosomatidae
Source: the annotation of a GenBank genome assembly